CCCGGGCGCCGCAGUGGCUGAGAUCGCUGGGAUCGCCGGGCCGCCGCCCUCGCCGCCCCCUGCAUGCCCGGCGCCCGGGUCGCGGCCCACCUGGACGCGCUGGGCCCCCUGGUCCCCUACGUGCCGCCGUCGCUGCUGCCCUCUAUGUUCUACGUGGGCCUGUUUUUCGUCAAUGUGCUGAUCCUGUACUACGCCUUCCUCAUGGAGUACAUUGUCCUCAACGUGGGCCUCGUUUUCCUGCCCGAGGACAUGGACCAGGCACUGGUGGACCUCGGCGUGCUCUCCGAUCCCGGCUCCGGCCUCUACGAUGCCGAUUCGGAGCUCGAUGUCUUCGAUGGUUACUUGGAGUAGGCUUGGCUACCGUCCUCCCCUCCCCCGAACGACCCGCACCCCUCGGCCUGGACCAGCCGCCCAAAUCAUGCCGCCGCUGCUGGUUGGGGGCAUCGUCGGGCCAGGGAUGGAAUCCCCAGGACGAGGCCGACUCCGGCCUCCAAGACCUGCCUGCUUCCCCCAAAAGCUCCGUGCCAACAGAGAGGUUUCCGUCCAGACCCAGGAGGGUGGGGCGGAGAGAUUGAAACUGAGAGCGGAGGCCCAGAAGGCCUUUGCCCCUGCCCGAGGGGAAAGGCAAGGGCGUCCGAAGACCUCCCCCGCCCGCAGCAUCGCACACACGGCCUUGCCUUGGCUUAUGACCUUUCGCAGUUGCGAUGGAUGUUUACAAGAACCCAGCCAGAGUCCGCCUCGCCGCCCCUCACCCCCGACUGCACCUGCUUCUCCCACUUCAUCUUCCUAGAGAAUACUUCAAAGCGUGGACACACACGGAAGCCACUCCCAGCUCCUUCUGAAGCCCGCGGAGCCCGCAACCCAGACGGGUUGGGUCCCAGGCUGGUCUUAGACGCAAUGACUGGUUCAGGGAGUAAGUCGGAAGGAAAAGAAGCCACAGACGGUAUCAGAGGCCGAGGGCCGGGUGUGACUUACUCAUUUCAAGUUGCUGCUGCUUCAUCAAGUUGCCCGAACUGAGACAUCACACCGGGGGAAUGCCGCGUCGGCCCUCCGGCCGGAAAUAUUUUUUGAAAAUGUGAGUGGUAUGCAUACUUGAUGUUGAUAAACCUGUAAAAGCAAUACUUAGGAGGCUGACUUCUUUCAAUUAAAACAUGUAUGCAACUCCA
This is a messenger RNA of Neogale vison (American mink), 1166 nucleotides long. RefSeq names its product Dexi homolog (gene DEXI). NCBI's taxonomy places the organism in Eukaryota, Metazoa, Chordata, Mammalia, Carnivora, Mustelidae. The record is from RefSeq and is a predicted model, not a curated record. The coding region runs from base 64 to 351 and encodes 95 amino acids. The transcript is spliced from 2 exons.